Molecule: messenger RNA, 8273 nt
Organism: Cyclopterus lumpus (lumpfish)
Lineage: Eukaryota; Metazoa; Chordata; Actinopteri; Perciformes; Cyclopteridae
Product: latent-transforming growth factor beta-binding protein 2-like
Biological process (GO): supramolecular fiber organization
Molecular function (GO): microfibril binding; calcium ion binding
Source: RefSeq, a predicted model, not a curated record
UCCAAAAUGGACCGUGUGGGAUUCGCUGUUUUGAUGGUUUUGGCUGUUGCACUGCUGCGAAUUGGUGACAGUCACAAGGACACAACAGGUGGGAAGAAAGAGGGUGCAGUCGCCGGGCGCAGUCAGCAGUCCCGGGUGAGGAGUCAAGGUCACUCGCCAUGGAGACCAGAGCACGGCGCAUCCUCUGGACCAUCCGGUGAAAGUUCUCCCGGGACCGACACGGUUAGGACUCGAUUCCGAGUGCCGAGGGCCACAUCAUCCCAGGGGGACGGCAGGCACAUAUCCAGAGCAGGGCCGGCUCGUGCUGCAGACGCAUCCCGGGAAAUCCUCGUCUCUCCGCCGCGGGAUGGUGCGCUGCGCACCGCCAGACACCCGAGCAGCCAGCAGCACAGAACCAGAGUGAACCUCAGGCAGAGCAGCAAGCCCAACUCUGCCAGCACGAGGAGACUUGCUGGACCUAAUGUCUGUGGGGGUCAGCAGUGCUGCUCAGGCUGGGCUUUGGCAUCAGGAACCAAUCGCUGCAUAAAACCUGACUGCCAGCCCCCCUGCCAGAACCGUGGCUCCUGCAGCCGGCCACAGACCUGUGUGUGUCGCUCAGGCUUCCAGGGGCCCCGCUGUGAGGAGGUGACUCCAGAGCAGGUGUACAUCCGUGAUGGAGGCGCCCUGAAGCGCGUUCAACCGGGGACCAACCCUUUCCAGAAAGACCAACCACGGAGAAGGCCCUCGGAAAGGCAGGCCAUCGAUACCACCAAGGUCCAGACCCCACGACCUGCGACCCCCAGACAGCCUGUGACCCAAGUGAGACGGGGACCCCCUGACUCCUCCCCUCAACAGACUGGGACCUCCCGCACUGUGAAACGUUAUCCAUCAUCCUCUGGGCCUAUAACGUCCAACGCUCUACCAAAUGGCAACGGCCACGGCAGUGAACACAGGAACUGGCAUGGACACAGAAAUGGGCAUCGCAACGGGCACUUCACGCACAGGCCGAGCAGCGACAGCCAGCUGCACGGGAAGUUCAACAAUGCAUUAUCACCUGCAGGGGCAAACCUCACCUCCAACUUGGACCGCAUUAAGAUCGUCUUCACGCCCAUGCUGUGCCGCCGGGUGUGCAGCGGCGGGCACUGCUACAACAGCUGUGAGAAGGGCGACAUCACCACGGUCUACAGCGAGAACUCGCAGCAGCAACAGAAACAGCAGCAGCAGCAGCAGCAGCAGCAGCGUCAGCCGCCAAAGAACCAGGGCUUUCGACUCUUCUUUUGUCAGAUACCCUGUCUUAAUGGAGGCCGAUGCAUCGGCAGGGACCUGUGCUGGUGUCCAUCAAAUUCAACAGGAAAGUUUUGUCACCUGCCAGCCCCGCCUCCUGCCAGACCCACCCCUCACAACAAGGAUGCCAGCCACCAGGAACCAAAAUCUCCCCUCCACUCCAUGUACACUCUACCACUGUCCAAUCAGCAAGUGUCUCUCCAUCCAUCCUUGGUGAACGUCCACAUUCAGCACCCUCCAGAUGCUGAAGUCCAGAUCCACCAAGUAGCUUGGGUCCAGCCAGGACAGAGACCCGGCCACCGCAGAUGGGGGCUCAACUCGGUCCAGCAGCGCUCCCAGCCUGGGAAUGGAAUGAACCCCACCAAUGACCAUAGCAGCAGGCACCCACACACCAGUGGAAAGAGGAAUAACCAAGCCAGAACGCACAACCAUCAGAACGGACAUGUUGGGAGAUGCUUUCAAGAGACAGUUGAUGGACAGUGUGGCAAGCCUCUGCCAGGCCUAACCAAACAGGAUGAUUGCUGUGGAAGUGUGGGCGCCUCCUGGGGUCUCAACAAGUGCCAAAAGUGUCCAACCAAACCAGCAUAUGCAGUGAUUACGAAUGGACAAGUGGAAUGUCCCAAAGGUUUUAAACGGAUGAAUCUCACUCACUGUCAAGACAUCAACGAGUGCCUGUUGCCGGGGCUCUGUAAGAAUGCUGAAUGUCUCAACACCAAAGGAAGCUACAGGUGCACGUGUAAACUGGGCUUCUUGUUGGAUACUGACAGGAGCCAUUGUGUCUCGGACAAGGCUGUGUCUGAUCAGAGGGCAUUCUGCUACCGAUCGGUGUCAGCAGGCACAUGCUCCCUGCCGCUUGCUCAACACAUCACCAAGCAGAUCUGCUGCUGCAGCCGCGUGGGCAAAGCCUGGGGCCCUGGGUGUGAUCGCUGUCCUUUGCAUGGAUCAGACCAUUUCAAGGAGAUCUGCCCAGCUGGUCAUGGAUACACCUACUCACGCUCUGAUGUACAGAUUUCUGUGAGACAGCUGGAGGAAGAAGAUCUGCAGAGCACAGGAGUGUCACGGGAGGAGCAAAGCCCCACUUUCCCUCAUCCUCCAUCCUCUCUCCCCUGGCUGCCCCAGCCACCACAAGUGCCCCCAUACCCCGAGUACCCUGAGACACCACAAGCACCCCGGUACCCUCUGACUCCUCUGCAGCCUCUCCAUCCCACUCACCCAGCCAAAGAGACACUUAUGCAGCCGGAAGAUGUGGAAAUUCUGAGUCCGCCAGCUGUUGUGACUGACUCACCACUGAAAUAUCCAGAGGCUUCUCCAGACUCCUCAAUCAUCAACCUGAGGCCAACUUCAAAGGACACAACCCAAACAGACUCAGCCACUGGUAUUGACAAGUGUGCCAAUGCCCCCGCCAUAUGUGGGCCUGGUAAAUGUGUUCCUGUGCAGACCGGCUACACCUGCCACUGCGAGCCAGGGUUCAAGCUCAGUGCACUGCAGACCAACUGCAUUGAUGUGGAUGAAUGUGACGAGGAUCCGUGUGAAGGGAAGGGCCGCUGUUUAAACAGCUAUGGCUCCUAUACCUGUCAAUGCCACAGCGGCUACAGCCAGGUGAUCACUCAGAACAGGAAGUUCUGUCAAGACAUUAAUGAGUGCAGCAUGCCCAACAAGUGCCAGAAUGGCAAAUGCGUCAACACAGAAGGAUCUUACACCUGUGAAUGCAGCAGUGGCUACGCCAAGUCUUGGAGAGGCCAAUGCGAAGAUGUAGAUGAGUGCAGAGAUCCCAGCUCCUGUCCCAACGGUGUCUGCGUCAACACUCUUGGCUCCUUCCAGUGCCAGGCCUGUGGCCCGGGGUACAGGCCAGUUGAUGAAAGAUGUGUGGAUGUAAACGAGUGCUUCAACCAAACAGUGUGCGGUCGUGGUAGGUGUGUCAACACAGAGGGCUUCUAUAGGUGCAACUGUUUCCAAGGAUACAAACUCUCACCAGACAAUGUUUGCCAAGAUGUGGAUGAGUGUGAGCUCCCUGGAGUUUGUCUACACGGCCGCUGUGUAAAUUUGGACGGCACCCACAAAUGCACCUGUAACCAUGGUUACCAAGUCACCUCAGACAGCAAAGCCUGUGAAGAUGUCAACGAGUGCGCAACUGUUAACGUGUGCCCUGCGGGAAUUUGCAUCAACGCAGCAGGUUCAUACACUUGCCAGAACUGCAGGCCUGGGUUUGGUCCGUCAGCUGAUGGACUCAGAUGUGAAGAUAUGAAUGAGUGUGCCCAGGGGGAUCUGUGUCUUGGUGGAGUGUGUGCCAACACGGAGGGGUCCUACACCUGUACCAGAUGUAAGGCUGGCUACAGAGUGUCUCAAGACCGGCAGAGGUGUGAAGAUGUUGACGAGUGCCAGUCCCUGUCUACCUGUGCCAACGGGAUAUGUCUGAACUCAGAAGGCUCUUACAUAUGUGAGAACUGCCCUACAGGGUACAGAGUAUCUUAUGACGGGGAGCUCUGUGAAGAUAUUGAUGAGUGUGCGCUGCCCACUACAUGCCCGAAGGGAACAUGUACGAACACGGAGGGUUCCUUCACAUGUAUCGUCUGUCAACCUGGUUUUAGAGUCUCUGACGAGGGACAACACUGUGAUGAUGUAGAUGAGUGCUUGGUGGCGAACAGGUGCCCGAGUCAGCUGUGCUUGAACACCCCAGGAUCCUACACCUGCAGGAGCUGUGGAGCUGGUCUGCGACUGUCUCAGGACGGCUACAGUUGUGAGGACAUUGACGAGUGCCAGAGGCCAGGUGUAUGCCCCACGGGUGUUUGCACCAACACAGAGGGCUCCUUUGCCUGCAUGGCCUGUGACCCAGGCUUCACAGUGGCUCCCAACGGGCUCUCAUGUGAAGAUGAGAAUGAGUGUGAGGACCCCGGCCUCUGUGUGGGAGGCCAGUGCACCAACAUCAUCGGUUCCUAUAACUGCCUCUGCCCUGCUGGUCUAGAGAUGGUGGAUGGGACGUCUUGCAGAGAUAUCAAUGAGUGUUUAACCAUCGUGGGAAUCUGCGGAGAAGCUGACUGUCUGAACACUAAGGGCUCCUAUAUAUGCAUCUGUCCUAAUGGAUAUACCACCAUCGAUGGAAGGACUGGCUGCCAAGAUGUGGAUGAAUGCAGUAAAGACAAUGUGUGCAUCCGGGGUGAGUGUCUGAACACUGAUGGCUCUUUCAUGUGCUUGUGUGAGGCGGGCUUCAAGUUCAACGCUGACACGGCUGACUGUGAAGACCAGAAUGAGUGUAAGGACUUUGGGGGCUCAGUGUGUGGUACCUGGCGCUGCGAAAACACCAUUGGCUCCUACCGGUGCUUCAUGGGCUGCCAACCUGGCAUAGAUGGAGAAGACACCACAGACUGUGAUAUUGACGAGUGUGUUAAUGAAACCAUCUGUGGGAACUACGGCUUCUGCGAGAACACAGACGGCUCUUUCCGCUGCCAGUGUGACCAAGGCUACACCAACCCGCCAGGAGACAUGAGCAAAUGUGUCGACGUGAACGAGUGCGAGAUGAGCUUGGCGCUGUGCGGGGAGGCCCUGUGUGAGAACUUCGAUGGCAGCUUCCUGUGCAUCUGCCCCAACGACAAUGAGGAAUUUGAUCCCAUCACCAGCCAGUGCCGCUCCCUGGCUGAUGUGGAUCCGACAUCCGCUGCUCGAGUCCCUCCGUCUGCUCCCUCCACUGAGGAGAGGAAAGAGUGCUACUAUAACUUGAAUGACGCCAACUUCUGUGACAACGUCCUGUCUCGCAACACCACCAAGCAGGAGUGCUGCUGCACGGUGGGGGCCGGCUGGGGGGACGACUGCGAGAUCCACGCCUGUCCUCUCCAAGGAAGAGAUGAUUAUAACCAGCUGUGCCCGCAUGGCAGUGGAUUAUUACCGCUGCCUGUUCCCUCUACACAAAAUCUGGGAGAACAGCGCCCUUACAUAGAUGCAAACGAGUGUGAGAUGUUUGGAUCAGAUAUCUGUAAGAAUGGACAGUGUUCAAAUCUCUUUUCUACUUAUACCUGCUACUGCCGCUCUGGCUUCUACUAUGACAACAUCCGGCUUGAGUGUGUGGAUUACGAUGAGUGUGGGUUUGGAAACGCCUGUGAAGAUGGAGAGUGUGUUAACACGGCCGGGUCUUUCAACUGUUUCUGCAGUCCUCCACUAGUCCUGGACAGCACACACCAGCGCUGCAUCGGCCUCAACGCCACAGAAGAAACUCUCGAGCCAGGUCACGAUGUGCACAUGGAUAUUUGCUGGCAGCAUCUUGAGGGGGACAACAUCUGCUCACAACCCUUGCAGGGACGCAGAAGUACAUACACCGAAUGCUGCUGCCUGUGGGGCAUCGCCUGGAGCGGACAGUGUGCCUUCUGUCCCAGGAAAGACUCUGAUGACUACGCAGUGAUGUGCAACCUUCCUCGGAGAGGAGAAACAGACAGUCUGCGAGAGAGGCCGGGAUAUGAGUACGGUCUUGAGGGCCCAGAGGAGCCUUUUGUUCCUCCGUACUGGGACAGUUAUGGCGGCCCUGCAGGACCCUAUGACAUUCCUGAUGGCAUUCCUCUCUUUAAUGACAAUGACUACAGCGUUCAACAGCCACCUUCCCGUGUUCCUAUUCCACGACCACGAGAGCAGCAGCCACGGCCAGUGGAUUCCUAUGCUGAUCGCUACGAUGGCUUUGAGGGUCUCCGGGCGGAGGAAUGCGGAAUUCUGAACGGGUGUGAAAACGGUCGCUGCGUUCGUGUGCGAGAGGGCUACACCUGUGACUGCUUCGACGGCUACGAACUUGACCUGAACAAGAUGGCCUGUCUAGACAUAAACGAGUGUGAGGACAUCAGCGACAAGGUGCCCUUGUGUCAGAACGGGCAGUGCACAAACACAGAGGGGUCGUAUAAGUGCACCUGUUUGCCAGGCUUCCUGGCCUCCGCAGAGCCACACAAAUGCAUCCCAGAGAUCCCAGCGAUCCCAGAGAUCCCAGAGUCUGGGCUUGUGGAGACAGGAAACUGAGACAGACUGCUGGCUUUUCCUGCUCCCUCAAAGAUCACCUUACACCCUAUGCCCUCUUCCCAAGGGGCCUGGCACUAAACCUCCAACAGCAACGCUUAGACAUCCAAACUUGUUUCCCUACAUGCACACACACACACACACACACACACACACACACACACACACACACACACACACACACACACACACACACACACACACACACACACACAUUCAAACCCCCUCAUACAUUCAAGAGGACCAGGAAUGGUGCAGUAAAUGUAUUACAUGGGAUUUAGUAUUCACCAGAUAUCCAUUUGCCUUAAAGGGAUUUUGUGGACUGAUCUUUUUUACUCAGUAACCCCGGGCAAUUUGAUAUGCAGAUAUAUUUUCCACAUUAUCUUCUCUGUCACUUUUCUUUGUUGUGUUAUUUAUUUCAUUUGCAUGACGGGCCUCUGCAAACAUAGAAAGCGACCUAUUUCAGAGGGCAUACUUGAUUCCUCUUGUUUUAUUUGUUUCAAUAAUUGACCUCAGAGACAGCGUGGGGAGAUAACAAAUGUCUUUUGUAGAAGAAGGAAUGCCUUAAGAAAUCAGCCACUCAUAAAUCAGUGUGUGCCUCAGUGUCAAACCUCUCACCAAUUGUCUCACUCAGUCAUGUUAUUAACAUUGGCCUUGGACUAAAUGGACGCCAGGUUUGAUAAACAUCAGAAAUUCAAAGAACUUUACCCACAACCGCCUUUCUAUUCUUCAAGAUUAACCACAAGCUGAAGAAUCUCCGGACCAGGAAGUGAGAAGUGAACACAGACCAACUAACACAUUUCAAAGUCAGCCUUUACUUGGACUUGGAAAGACUGUAGAUGUAUAUGAUGAUCUUUGUAAUGUUUUUUUUUUUGUUUAAAGGUGCAAUAUGUAGAACCUGUUUGACACCAUUUUUACUAUCUUUAAACCCGCUAUUAAGUAGGGAAACAUGGACUCAGUUGCUGAUCCCGACAGUACUACAUGUUUUAUACUUUAACACGUUUUGACUUAUCAAAGUUUGUUUCCAGGCUACAUUCUGGUUUAACUUCUGAAACCACAGGUUGAAAUUAUCCUCAAAUAUUACAGCCUUUAUGUACCAGUGUCACACCGGCAAAAGGAUCCAGAACUCACAUCAGACCGUUCCCAUGUUUGCAUCUCUGAAUGCAUGUGAAGACACAGGCUUCGUUGGAGAGGUUUGGUAUAUUUUGUACAGAUCUAGUACUAUGUAUUAUUUUUGUUACAUAUUCUCUUAAUGCAUUAUAGCACAACCAAUAUUUUGUUUGACAUAAAACAUAAAAUGUAAGAAAAAUCUGGCAUUAUAGCUUUGUAGAUUUAUAAAUGUCUGUAAAAAUGUUGUAAGCAUAUCUUUUUAUGUAUGAGGAGAGUGGCUGACACUGUACCAGAGGAACUGUGUGUAUACCCUGCCCUGUGGCGCAGACAAUGAAAUAUAUUUUUUGGAAGUGGCAGCACUGUUCUAAUUACAGACAUUUUGUCUCUUCAAGUUCAUUACAAAGACAAUGCUUUUGAAAUACAAGCACCAACUUAUGUGUGUCACAACUUUAAGGCUAAAUAUUAGUAAUUGCGAACAUAAUUUCUCUUAGUCUUUGUUGGAUCCUAAUGUCAUGAAUGUAUUAUAGGCAGUAUUGGCCGACUCAUUUUGUUUCUCAACUCUCACUUAUACCUUUUUGUCUUUUAUAUUCAGGUUUAUUGGCAUUAUCUGUCUCAUGGAUUGAACUUCUCAGCAACGCAGAAACAUGUCUAAUUCCAACUUUGGACAACGACUAUAAGUUCAUGACUAAUAGCCUUAACAUCCAUUCAUAACCUAUUAACCUACUGUUGUACAAAUGUUUCCACUCGAUGUCCACUGUACUUUACCGUGCUGUUCAAAUUAUCGGCAAGUUGGGAUAUUUAAAGUCUUUCAAAACCGAAAAUAACUUGAGAUAAAUGUCUGGUUGUAAAGCUGUGGUCAUUGGAAAUAUCAUGUUCAUUCAUUUUGUUUACCUCUUGACUGUAAUCACUAUCAG